Pungitius pungitius (ninespine stickleback) is the source of this 2726-nucleotide messenger RNA. It is a transcript of the gene tpbgl, whose product is annotated as Wnt-activated inhibitory factor 2. NCBI's taxonomy places the organism in Eukaryota, Metazoa, Chordata, Actinopteri, Perciformes, Gasterosteidae. Bases 214 to 1269 code for a protein of 351 amino acids. The transcript has a single exon. The record is from RefSeq and is a predicted model, not a curated record. Gene Ontology annotation, molecular function: protein binding. Gene Ontology annotation, biological process: negative regulation of canonical Wnt signaling pathway. Gene Ontology annotation, cellular component: plasma membrane.
UUGUCCAGCGUGCCGAGGCAUAACACCCCCACAGAGACACAGAGGUGACUGUGGAAAGAGCGAGUUUUUUCUUUCUUUCUAUCUCUCCAGAUAGUUGAAAGUAACCGAAUACGGACUGAAUCAACUUCACAUUCCUGAUAGGGUAGCAUUCGCUCACCUUCUUUCCAAGACACUUGGGCACAGACUUGCUUCGAGACUUGAAUAGGGGAGAAGAUGUGGAUAUUUUCCGACAAUUCAAAGUGUAUUUUUUCCAUCUGGAAGCAGUGGUGUUUGUAUUACGCAGCGGUGGUGUGUUUGUUGUUUUCUCCUGUCAGGACGGACAAUGCUUGCCCGUCAUCGUGCAUCUGUGCCAAAGACUCGGGGACAGUGACCUGCCGUGAUGGGGAGGACGCCGAGGUGCCGGGAGACAUACCGGAGUGGACGUCCACCUUGAUACUCAAAGGGAGAAACAUUUCAACUUUACAUCGUGGUGCGUUCAUGAGCAACGGCACAGAGUUGCAAAUGACGACACUCUCGCUGUCCCACAACGGGAUACAGGCGAUCGAACCUUACGCCUUCCUGGGACUCCCCCGCUUGCAUUUGCUGGAUCUGAGCCACAACCAGCUAGAGUACAUCUCUGGUAGGGCUUUCCACGGGUUGCUGCAGCUCCGCUCUCUUUACCUCAAUCACUCGAUUUUACCCGCGGCCACGGAGCAGCUCUCCAAUGCGCUCAACACGCAAAGUCUGCUCAGCCUGCACAGACUGGAGUUAGCGGGAAACGCGCUGAAGUCAAUCCCCCCGCUGCGAUCAGAUAUGCACAACCUGCACGCGUUGGUGCUGAUGAAUAACUCCAUAGCGAGCAUAACGGGAGGAAACUUAACAAUGUUGUACCAACAAAAGCGCAUUCGCGUCUACUUGGCGCUGAACCCUUUCCGGUGCAACUGCGACCUAGGGGCAUUUUACUACUGGUUGAAGAACUCCUCCCAGUGCCCGGAUGCUGGGCGUCUGCUGUGCAGCGAGCCGGAGGCCAAGAGGGGGGUUCCUGUGGAGAACCUCCGCGAGGAGGACGUGGAUUGUAUGAACGAGAACCUCGAGGCGGUUUCGUACGUGUUCCUCGGGAUAGUGUUGGCUCUGAUCGGGGUGGUGUUCCUGAUGGUGCUGUAUCUCAACCGGAGAGGCAUCAAACGGUGGCUCAACAACAUCAGGGACGCGUGCCGGGACCAGAUGGAGGUCUACCAUUACCGCUACGAGCAGGACUCAGACCCGAGGCUGGCCAACGUGGCUGUUUAACCUCCCCCCUCCUCUCAUGUUUUUCAGCCCCUGGUCAAUAAACUGCAUGUGGCAUUCCACUCACACUGGCUUUUGCACACAGCCAAACACAGUUAGGAGACUUAGAGCACUAUUGUAUAUAUUGCUUUUCAUGCAUCAUCUCAACAUGCACAUUCUAAAGCAGCUUGCAUUAGAACGUAGUAUUAUCUUUCUAACAUAGUGACACAUAAAGGUAGUAAAGGUACAUAGAAUUUGUCAUUUGAAAAAACUGGAAUGAAACAGUGGAUCAAUUGGAUUUCUGAAAACUGCAGCUCUUUGCUAAUUGCUGCAAACAAAUGGCCUAUAUUCCAAAGUCUCCAGAGGCAGAAACAGGUAUUUGAGUUUGUAAUCUACCGAGGGAGUGCAUACUGUAACGGGCGAGAGAGAAACGUGGCUGAGAAGGAGACUCGGGCAGGUAGGACGAGGCAAGGGAGCUGGUGAGUGCCAUGUUAGUGCAAGCAGGUGAUGCUUGAGUAAGUCGCGUUUCAUCACCAGGAACAUGGUUAACAACAUGGCCUUUCAAAAAGCCUUUGAUCUCUGAAAAUAACACACGUGUAUCAUUUGACACAUGGUCAAUUUAUCGGUGAAAGGUCAGAAGAGGAAGUGAAGGAAUCUAACCAUGCACCCCCCUGCGACUAUUGUAGGCACAGAAAAGCAACCAAUCCAUGAAUAAAGAGUCAAAUAAAAAUGGUGAGUAGGCAGUGUUCCUUACGUCAGUGCAUUUUAUCAUCAUUGUCAGGAGUGUUGACAGCCAUGUGCCAGACAUUAAACACAGGCAGCAAGUGUUUCCUGCUCAUAUUUUGUGAAAAGUUUUUGUAACAUUGCUGCAAGCAGGUGUGAAUGAGUGCAUUGUCGCCAUGUGAAGUUUUAAUGAACUCCAGUAAAAUGUCCCAUCAUCAGCACUCUUGCCGGCCAGAAAAGGUAUCGACUACCUCGCCUGCUUCUUUUCAAAGCUCCAAAUAGUUGGGCUGGUAGAGGUCCGCCGCUGGAGGGAAAUAUACAGUAUAAAAGAAAGGCAUGACAGGCAUCAACAGUGUUAAUCGCAUUAGCUCUGUUAGAAACCGUGAGCCUCAAGCCGUGAAGUCGGGAUCUCUCUGCCCCCCCGAGCUCAUCAACCGUCUGAACCGAAGGUCCAACAUAUUAAGCUGGAAAACAGCAGGAGAGCAGGAAUGUGUGUGUGUGAGAAAAUUCCUUGUUGUUCUGGAUCUGUUUCCUCUUGGUUAAAUGCACUUAUUAUAAGUUGCUCUGGGUAAAAGCUUCAGCUAAAUAAAAAAAAUAUAAUGUAAGUAACUUAAUAGAGUCCAGUUCUACAUUUUUAUAAUGUAAGGGUUGAUUAAUAUGUUUUUUGCAUCGAAUAACCGGCUGGCUAAACAAAAUCAGUGUCAAUUCCCCUGCUUUCACUCUUCUAUAAAUCAUAAUAAAGUGAAUAUUACAACACA